ACAUCACAGUACAUCAUGGUUUUAGUUCAAGAUUUAUUAAACCCUUCUCCAGCCUCCGAAGCUCAGAAACACAAGAAGAAGGCCUUGGUCCAAGCUCCAAGAUCCUACUUUAUGGAUGUCAAGUGUCACGGAUGUAUGAACAUCACCACCGUGUUCUCUCAUGCCCAAACUGCCGUCACCUGUGACGGAUGUGCCACUGUUUUGUGUACUCCAACCGGUGGUAAGGCCAAGUUGACUGAAGGCUCGUCUUUCAGAAGAAAGUAAAUGACAAUUACGAAACGAUGGAGAAGCUCCCCCACUUUGAUUUGUGUACUAUAGGACAUGGCGAAUGCAAAUUCGUGAUAAUAAGUUGCAAGACAUACAAAAGUAACGACCACGUCGUUUAUAGUUAAUAAACAUAUUUAUGUA
Messenger RNA from Yamadazyma tenuis ATCC 10573, 408 nucleotides. RefSeq names its product 40S ribosomal protein eS27 (gene RPS27A). Gene Ontology annotation, biological process: translation; ribosomal small subunit assembly. Lineage: Eukaryota; Fungi; Ascomycota; Pichiomycetes; Serinales; Debaryomycetaceae. The record is from RefSeq and is a predicted model, not a curated record. Gene Ontology annotation, molecular function: structural constituent of ribosome; RNA binding. Gene Ontology annotation, cellular component: ribosome; cytosolic small ribosomal subunit.